AUGAUCAGAUUCACUCUUGCCCUAGCUAUACUUGGUGUCACAUUCGCUGCACCAACUGAAACAAACCCAAAUUUGGAAAUUGUUGGUGGCGAUGUCGCCGAAAUCAUCGACUUCCCCUGGCAAAUAUCACUCCAGCAUAGGCAAAGUCAUUUCUGCGGUGGAUUUCUGAUCUCCGAAAAAUGGGUGGUCACAGCUGCACACUGCAUCAUCAAUGGACACAGCGAUACCGAAAAUCUCCAGAUUAAUGUCGGAUCAUCAAAAUGGGCUAGAGGCGGCAAACUCCAUAGUGUGAAGAGAUACAUCACACAUCCCCAAUUCGUUAGUAGCACUGCGGACUACGAUAUCGCUCUACUUGAACUGGCUCCACCGGCUACUCUCAACGAAUCAGUCAAACCUGCCAGACUUCCUGAAGCCGGACAAGUGGUCCCCGAUGAUGCCCAACUCACUGUCACAGGAUGGGGUGCCACAGACAAUGGAUAUUAUAUUGAAUAUGAUCUCCGACAAGUCACCAUACCUACCGUCAACAGAGAUGUAUGCCAAAAAGCUAUAGUAAAUGAUACAAUCACCAACAACAUGUUUUGUGCUGGCUUGCUUGGAGUUGGUGGCAAAGAUUCCUGUCAGGGAGAUUCUGGUGGUCCAGCUGUGAUAAACGGUCAAGUUGUUGGUAUCGUCUCAUGGGGAUAUGAAUGUGCUGAUCCUAGAUAUCCAGGUAUAUAUGCUAAAGUUUCCGCCUUCAGGAACUGGAUAAAUCAAAAUACUGGAAUAUAA
This is a messenger RNA of Phaedon cochleariae (mustard beetle), 768 nucleotides long. The record is from the annotation of a GenBank genome assembly. NCBI's taxonomy places the organism in Eukaryota, Metazoa, Arthropoda, Insecta, Coleoptera, Chrysomelidae.